This is a messenger RNA of Dentiscutata erythropus, 442 nucleotides long. The record is from the annotation of a GenBank genome assembly. NCBI's taxonomy places the organism in Eukaryota, Fungi, Glomeromycota, Glomeromycetes, Diversisporales, Gigasporaceae.
AUGUCAAAAUUGCUGGCAUUUGGAAUUGGCUUGAUGACCUGUGACAACUUGAGAAAUAAAUUUGAAGGAUAUUUUGAAGUUGACGCGUGCCAUAGCAAUAUAACCAAACGAUGUUCACCAAAUCUUUGGAACCCAAAUAACUUGUGUAAUGGCAGUUAUUAUUCUUGUGGGCAUAAAACAAGUGUUAUGAAUGCAUUCUGUUCUUUGUAUGCAUCUCAGGCUGUAAAACAGUAUUUGAAUGUUACAUAUACAAUAGCAGAUGGAUCAGUUGUGAAUGUGAUUACUGUUGCGGAUUUUGGCACGAAUAUUAAUGGAGAAAAUUCUGAUCGAACGAAUAUGAUUUUUGGAAAAACAUAUAUUAAAUGUUAUUAUAAUUUUGAGACUGGAAAAAGUCCCAUUCGUUUUUGGAAACUUCCGAUAAUAAUAGAUGUUUUUAAACUUG